GCAGUUUGUGCUUUGCAUCGAGACGACGUUAUCGGGGCGACCGCGCUGCUAUAUUGUUUUGAAAAUAGUUUGCUGGAGUAAAAUAAAAAAUUACUUAAAAUUGUAAACAAAUAGAUUUUGUGCAAUUAAAAAGCUAAUUUGUGAUAAAAGCCUAAAAUUACUGUGGAACGUUGAAGUCUGACUUUUUAUAAAAAACACAAUUUUCUUGUUUAAAGAAAAUUUACGAGAAGGACAAAAAAAAGGACAAAAUUAUUUUAAUAUAGUAUACAGUGAGUGUGAGCAGAACAAGGUGUGUAAAACAAGUGUCAAAUAGUUUUAAAAAUCCAGUUGGAAAUAUUUUUUUGGCAAGAAAAUAUCGUACGGGAAAGAUACCCUAAAAACUGUUGGAAACACAAAAUUCAAACGUUCCUUUUUAAAUUUCAUAUCCUUGAUAGUUGCACAAAAAACAAAAAAAAAUGGAUUUUAAUUUUGCUGAUUUAAAAAAGGAGGCUGCCGCUACUGGUGAGGAUAUUUUCACUCAUGUUACUGAUGUUGGUAAAAAGGCGGCCACCUCCGUAGUGAGCGCAGCUCAAAAUCUGAUUGAUGAUGUCUCAACCGAACCGCAUGAUAAUAACCUCCAUUCGGCUGCAAUGAAGGACUUUGAUUUCGAGCAUGUUGAUCCGCAAACGUUUGUACAGCGUAUGUCGGCUGGUGCAAAGGAAGCACAAGAAGAAUUGGAUGCCAAGUUCGCACAAAAAACACAAGAUUUGGAUUUUCUUCAGGACACUCACGAUAUUGGUGCACAAAUUCAACAGGACGGCCGUCAAGGCAUGGCUGCUAUGACUCAUGAUUUCAUGAAUGCUGAACGUAAUUUUUUCGAUACCCAUGUUUUAAAGGGAGAUGUACUAAAACCAGCUCCAGUAGCACCUGUAUCAGCACCGGCACCAGCACCAGCACCAGCACCAGCUGUUAACAAAUAUGUUGUUCCCGAAGAUGAUUUGUUUAAUAUCGGUAACGUUCCAACAGCACCACUUGCUCCAAUGACUAAUUAUUAUGACGAACCAAUUAUUGCAUCUGUCAAUAAAUCAGCAGAUAUAGCACAAACCAACAAAGAUUCAGAUACUGAUUCUCCAUCAAUAUCUUAUAAUCCGUCUCCAGCUAAAAAACAUCCAGUCGCCGAUGCACUUAAGGAACAAGAAAACGAAAAAUUCAUUUCAUCUGAGGAUUUGCUUAGUGAUUUUAAAGAAGAACGCAAUCCUACUCCAGAUUUUCAUGCUGCUCCAACUGUUGGAGUUCCGACAUUUGCAAGCUCUGGCAUAAAUGAUUUUACCAAUAAAGUUUCGUCCUUCGGUAUUGUGCCUACAACUGAUCUUGAUGAGGACAAUGACGUGGAAAUUAUUGCAAAGGGCACGUACAAAGCUGAAGAUGAUUCAUCGAAAUUUGAUGCAGGCAAGCAAGUUUUCGAUACUAAAUCCACCUUCAUACCAGAAACGAAGCCAAAAAUUGAAACAAUUACCGCUCCAGCUCCAGUUCCAGCUCCAACUCCAAUCACUGUUAAAGCAGAGUCAUCCAGUGUACCAAUUAAACCGCAACCAACUGAAGCUACAGCCAAGAAGGUGCCAACUACUUUUGAACAGGAUACUAAGGGACUACAGCCAAAAAUCAUAUCAGUUGAAGAGAUUUUCUACAAGUAUGGACUCGAUGCUUGGUUUAAACCGGAACGCUUACAUCCACGAGUUGAAUCCCUUAUAUAUUGGCGCGAUGUAAAGAAAUCAGGUAUUGUUUUCGGAGCCGGGCUUGUAACACUCCUGGCCAUAUCAUGCUUUUCGGUCAUAAGCGUAUUUGCGUAUUUAUCGCUUAUUCUACUAGGCGGCACAGUGGCAUUCAGGAUGUAUAAAUCUGUAAUGCAAGCCAUACAAAAAACAUCCGAAGGACAUCCAUUCAAGGAAUACUUGGAUAUUGAUUUAACUUUAUCACAGGAUAAAGUACAAAACAUUGCUGGUGUGGCUGUGGCCCAUUUAAAUGGUUUUACUGCUGAACUUCGACGAUUAUUCUUGGUUGAAGAUUUAGUAGAUUCCAUUAAGUUCGGUGUUAUUCUGUGGGUUAUGACAUAUAUUGGCGCUUGGUUCAAUGGCAUGACUUUAGUCAUUUUGGCUUUCGUCACACUGUUCACUUUGCCAAAGGUAUACGAAAAUAACAAACAAUCAAUAGAUGCUUAUUUGGAUUUGGUACGAAGCAAGCUGACGGAAGUGACUGACAAAAUUAAGGUGGCCAUACCGAUUGUCAAUAAGAAACCAAUCGCAGCAGAGACAGAUAAGGACAAGUAGAUUAUUUGUAAAAAUAACACUAAAAAGAUUAAUAAUUAUAUAAUAAAAACAAGAACAAUUUAUUAAUGUUAUAUUUGCAAAAAAAUGAAAACAUAUAUACAAAAAAUUAAGUAAUGACAACAAACUUUAAUAUCAACAACAACAAACAGAAAAAAAAAUUAAAUAGAAUAAUCGUAACUCUUAAAGAUUAAAAUACAAAAAGAAAUUUUGACACAGAUAGCUGGAGCAAGACACUGCAAUUAUAAUUAUAUUUUAUAUCAAACGAACGAAGUUUAAUAUUUUCUUUAAUU
Messenger RNA from Teleopsis dalmanni, 2596 nucleotides. RefSeq names its product reticulon-1-A (gene Rtnl1). The transcript is spliced from 6 exons. Lineage: Eukaryota; Metazoa; Arthropoda; Insecta; Diptera; Diopsidae. The coding region runs from base 456 to 2306 and encodes 616 amino acids. The record is from RefSeq and is a predicted model, not a curated record.